Messenger RNA from Neohortaea acidophila, 1347 nucleotides. RefSeq lists its product as uncharacterized. The transcript has a single exon. Lineage: Eukaryota; Fungi; Ascomycota; Dothideomycetes; Mycosphaerellales; Teratosphaeriaceae. The record is from RefSeq and is a predicted model, not a curated record. Bases 359 to 1177 code for a protein of 272 amino acids.
CGUAGGCUGCCAAGGGAGAUUCACAUUAUCGUUCAUCCGUGUUUCUGACCUUGACACUUCAACAUCGUGCGCGUUCAUUCGAAUCAUUUGCGCAAAUUCGCCGGCUGUUGUAUGCUGAUUGCACCUACUCGACGGUGUCUGUCGCGUCUUCCACCCUUCAAACACCUUCCUUCUCGCCACGCCUCCUUGCUUCUAAUACCACGCCUUCACUGCAAUAUCAUCCGAGCCAGAGCUCACUCCACCGCAACCAUGGCUUCAGGCGCGCCAUCUCAAGCCUCGAAGCUUGUCCCAGGCGAGCCAGAUAAAGUGGUAUGUCAGCCAGCCUCACGGCCACCAAGGUGCUUUAGCCCAAGGCUGGAUGAUUAACACGCGGCAGAUGGUCAUUCGCAAAGUGGUGCCCACCAUUCUCACCUUUUCAACCCCCUUUGACCGCUUCGGACGAAUCAAACUCGGUGGCCGUGGCACAGUCGUCAAACUCGCCGACUCUUCUCUAGCCGUCUUCUCCCCUGUAGCUCUCACCGACAUCGUCAAAGCCAAACUACGGGAAGAACUCGGCUCGACGAACGUCAAGUACCUGACAGCCCUGGACCAAGAACAUCACAUCUUCCUCGAAUCAUGGCACAAAGAAUGGCCGGAUGCGAAGAUCAUCGCCCCCGAAACCCUCCCGGCCUACCGCGACAAGCAGGACUACAACAAGCUACCUGAGUCAAACUGGAACCUGAUUAAGAAGGCAGACAAGUCAAGCGGCCUGUCCGUCGACCCAACCUUUGACGCAGAAUUCGAAAUCGAGUACGUCAGCGCACACGCCAACCAGGAACUCGUCUUCGUCCACAAGCCCACCCGAACACUGAUCGAAGCGGAUCUCCUGUUCAAUCUGCCCGCCACGGAACAAUACUCUCGCACAGGCAAGAGCGCGACUUCGGGUGUACUGACGAAAUUCUUCGCCAGCCUCAACGGCACGCAGGGUACUGCGAUCUGGCAGAAGCGCUUUCUCUGGUAUGCCAUUUCGGCUGGCGACCGACAAGGCUUUUCACAGUCUGUCAGCCGGAUUGCCAAGUGGGACUUCGAUCGAUUGAUUCCUUGCCAUGGAGAUGUGAUUGAGACUGGUGGCAAGGGCAUCUUCGAGAAGGUGAUGGAGUGGCAUUUGAAAAGUGCACAGCAGUCGGGGAGUUCAUGAUGGAUGAGAUGUGGGCCGGGUAGUGUGUACAACUUGAGCCUUUGUUUCUGUAAGACGUAUUGGAGUACGCGGUUCUAAUAGUGAUUAAUUGCGUCAAUAAGACAUCAACGAUAGAAAUAGUAUCGCAGACCAGUAACUCUUGUCUGGGCUGCCUGUCGACGAUAUGCCGG